Molecule: messenger RNA, 219 nt
Organism: Dibothriocephalus latus
Lineage: Eukaryota; Metazoa; Platyhelminthes; Cestoda; Diphyllobothriidea; Diphyllobothriidae
Source: the annotation of a GenBank genome assembly
AUGACGAAGAAAAUGAAGAAGACGAAGAAGGGGAAGAGGGAUACAAUGACGACAACGAUAACAAUGACGCUGGAGAAGAAGGUGGAGAAGGAGAAGGUGGAGAAGGAGAAGGUGGAGAAGGAGAAGGUGGAGGAGGAGAAGGUGGAGAAGGAGAAGGUGGAGGAGGAGAUGGUGGAGGAGGAGAAGGUGGAGGAGGAGAAGGUGGAGGAGGAGGAGAAG